This is a messenger RNA of Mercenaria mercenaria, 1782 nucleotides long. RefSeq names its product CUB and sushi domain-containing protein 1-like. The transcript has 11 exons. The record is from RefSeq and is a predicted model, not a curated record. Lineage: Eukaryota; Metazoa; Mollusca; Bivalvia; Venerida; Veneridae. The coding region runs from base 1 to 1782 and encodes 593 amino acids.
AUGACGGUCUAUUAUACAUGUGAUUCCGGAUACACUUUGUCUGGACAGGAUUCACGGUUAUGUUCAAUUGAUGGCACUGGUUGGGCAGGGUUCCAGCCAUCAUGUGUAUUCUGUCCUACUGUUUCUGCGCCUACUGGCGGAUCAGUUACUGUGGCAACUGAUGGAACGACAUCUAGGGCAUAUUUUACAUGUAACUUGGAGUAUACGAUGGAUGGUUCGCCGACAACCACAUGUACCGUGAACGGCACCUGGGAUACUGUAGCCCCAACAUGUGUUCAAUGCAGUGGUCUCAGUGAUCCAGACAGUGGAAGUGUUACCCUGACCACAGAUGGGGAACAGACAAUUGCGAGCUACAACUGUGUCACUGGCUAUCAAAUAAGCGGCGUAACUCCAUUAACAUGUCAAACAGAUGGACAGUGGAGUGACUCGGAACCAACAUGUGUUUGUACUCCACCUCUCACUCCAACGGAUGGUCUGUUGGAGAUUUCUGAUGAUGGAAUGACGGCCACUUUUACAUGUACAGCUGGUUAUACGCUAAAAGGGGUGUCUACCCGAACAUGUCAGUCCAAUGGUGCUGGAUGGAAUGAAGCUCAGCCUACAUGCGAAACAUGUGACGCACUAUCAAAUCCUACUGGAGGAACAGUCAGCUUGACGACUAGUGGCACCGUGACUGUUGCUGACAUCACGUGCCAAACCGGAUAUACCAUUAAUGGCGCUUCAACACUCACGUGCAGAACCGACGGCACGUGGGAUAUAUCAGUACCUACAUGCGGCGUUUGCUCCGCGUUAUCUAGUCCAAGUUCUGGCACAGUGGACUUGUAUUCAGAGAACAGUGUUACCAAAGCAAAUUUCUCGUGCGAAUCUGGAUACUCUUUAUCUGGAGCCUCCAUUCUCACGUGCCGAACUGACGGUAGUUGGGACUUCACCGAACCAGUUUGUGCUAAGUGCACAGAUCUACAGACUGUGAAUGCAGGAACAAUUAACGUAUAUUCUGACGGGCUUUCUACAUUUGCUUCGGUCUCAUGUGCGAGUGACUACUACCUUAACGGCGACGGCAUGUUGACAUGCAACUCCGACGGGUCCUGGGAUUAUGAGCUCCCUUCAUGCGUUUGCAACCCGCUGACAAAGCCAUCAAAUGGAAGCAUCACUAUAUCUAGCAGUGGUAUGCUGGCAGAUUUUUCUUGUGACGUGGGCUUUACCCUAGAUGGGAGUACAAAUGCAUCUUGCUCGGAAGAUGGCAGUGGGUGGGAUAACAACAUUCCAACCUGCGUGAGUUGUCCACAGCUUGCAUCAGUGACAGAUGGUUCAAUGGAAGUUAUAACUGAUGGUACAACCACCACCUGGGCCCUUUCUUGUGACGUUGGAACCAGUAUUUCCAGCACGGGCACUCUUUCUUGUCAGACUGACGGAACAUGGUCAACAGUCCAACCAUCAUGCGUGGCUUGUCCAGCUAUUGAUUCACCUAUAAGUGGUGAAGUGAUGCUACAGACAGACGGUGAAACAACACUGGCUUUAUUUACAUGUGACCUUGGUUAUAGUAUGAUCGGAAACGAGAUUUCAGCAUGUCUACCUGACGGAACAUGGAAUUCAACAGCACCUACAUGUGGUGCAUGUGCCUCGCUUCAUGCUUUAGACAGUGGAGAUAUAACUUAUAAUACAAAUGGCGUCGUCACUAUGGCAACAUUCUCGUGCAAUUCGGGAUACUAUGUCAGUGGUGCUGCGAAUAUCUCGUGCUUGCAAGACGGGUCUUGGGAGGAUGACCAACCAUCGUGUGGUAAAUAA